This is a messenger RNA of Apus apus (common swift), 7833 nucleotides long. RefSeq names its product activity dependent neuroprotector homeobox (gene ADNP). The record is from RefSeq and is a predicted model, not a curated record. Gene Ontology annotation, molecular function: DNA binding. Gene Ontology annotation, biological process: regulation of gene expression. Bases 3057 to 6749 code for a protein of 1230 amino acids. Gene Ontology annotation, cellular component: nucleus. Lineage: Eukaryota; Metazoa; Chordata; Aves; Apodiformes; Apodidae. The transcript is spliced from 7 exons.
AAUAAAGAAAAUAGUUUCAUAAGCCCUUGCUGAAAAUUGCAUACAACCAGUGAAACAGUUAAGGUUUUCAGCCUAAUGCUCUUCUCCAGAGGAUUUUAAGUGGGGUUUGUUGGGUUUUUUUUACUGCAUUUUAGAUGGACUUCUCUCCUGAAGGAAUAUUUAAAUAGGUUGUCUAGGGAAGUGGUGUGAAAUGGUCCUUUUUGUUUGACACACAGCUUGUUUUUUUGAGGUAGCUGAUUUAAUCUCUGAAGUGAUUUUAAAAUUUUUUUUUUUUACAAAGGGACAUACCAGAAAUAGACUAUUUGGCUGUGAGGGGGGAGUUGGGCUGGUUUCGUGUGCACAGUGCUGCAGAAGUUUUACAGUACUUUGGAUAGCAAAAUACAUUUGUUGAUUUACUUUAGUUCCAUGCCACAUUUUUCCAGAGGGUUUGAGCUGGGUUUUCUGUUCACUCUAUACCUUUAUAAUGUACUUAGUUCUGUUUUGGAUAUAGAUACAAGUUGAAGAGCUUGGGGGCUUGUGCUUGCUGAAGUCCUGGCUUAAGGCUGAAUUUAAGUGUUGGGUCUAGCAUGAGAGAUGUGCACACAGAAUUGUCUAGUUGGAGUUGAGAGGUGUUAGUUUAGAAGUUAGCUGAACACCAUCAUGUUACAUGGGCAGGAGCUUGGUGUUGCAGAUGGUGGAGCUGGUAAGGCUGAGGAGGGGCUCUCUGUGUUUAAAAUGUUGCCAUGAGAAUAGAGCGCAUGCUGUUACAAAACAGCCUCCUUCCUCGGAUUAGAGAGGGCUUGAAAAAUGAGCCCUUAGUUGUCUGGCAUUUCAGAUGUGCUGUUAAACUGCAAAUCUCAUUACCUUCACAGGAGAUGUGGGUGCACAGCCCUCUGAAAACUAGGCCAGUGGUGCUUAAAUAAGGAGGAAAGCAAAGAGUGCAAUGAAAGAAAGUGAAAAUGCUUCAUGUAAGCCAGUGAUAGACAUGUUGGGAGUAGAGUCUUUAUUCAGCCAGUGCAGGGAGGGGAGAUACUGAAUUGCAACUCUUACCUUUACAAGGAAUUUUUUAGUAGUUUUUAGUUCUUCAAACUUCUCUGCCUCCCUGCUGGUUCAGCUCCUGGCAUUUUUGAUUUGUUCGCUCUUCCCUCAGAUACCUUUCUGCUUCCUGACUAUCACUCUUCCUUGCUUUGCUGUCCUGGAAUUGUCAGGUCCCAGACUUCUAGCCUUCACCAUGCUGCAAGGAGAGGUUAUCAUUGUCCUCAUGUGAAUAUAGAAUAUUCUGCACCAUCAUGCAGAGCAUCAUUUAACCUGCAUAUGUGAGGAGGCUGCUUUUCUAUUGCUGUGGGAACCGCAGGUUAAUUUUAUUGCAUAUUUUUAUUUUAUUUUAAGAGAUUUCACUCAGUAUCACACUAACAGGAUUCUCUGCAAACCUGUUCCAUGGCUGGCUUUUCAGAGCAUGUCAUUAAAUGCAGUUAUCUGGGCAAUUCUUUAAAAGUAGGCCUUAUUUUAAAUGCAGUUGGGAUGGGGAGAUAAAAAACAAAGUAUCAAGAAACUAAUUGUUUCAUUUCCACCACACCUUACAGUUGCUAUCACUAAUAUCUGCUACUAGGUUGCACUGUAUAUGUAAAACAAUAACUCCUUCAACUUAAAAUGCUAGCAAAACAAGGGCUAAUAAAAAAUAAUUUUGGAUUGUAUGAAGUCAGAAAAAUGCCAGAUGCUUGGUGAUUCUUGUCAGCAACACAAUGCAGGGAAAUGAUACUUGGUCUUAGGGAGGCCCAGUAUGGGAUGAAGUACUUCCCCAUGCUCAGUAUUUGUAUCUGCAGACUGAUACACUAAUUAUCACUGAUCUGCUCUCAAGGCUGAUGGGUCCUUAUCCAGAAGUGUGCUUUCUGCAAUGAGGAUUCAGUGGGAGAGAGGCAAUUUGGACUUGAUAGAGAUACAGGGGCACAAAUUCUACUUUCUAGUUAGAAAAUAAUCCAGUAUGAAACAAAAUAACCCAGCAUCCCUACCUAUUUAUUUGAAGAUGUGGUUGGUGGUCUUGUUAAAGCAUAUACAAUAUUCAGUUUUGCCUCAGUGUCAAGUAUUUUAAUAAUUUUGUCUUUUUACAUUUAAUAGAACAUUUUAGCAUCUUCUGUUGAAACUAUACUUGAAGAAGAACAAUGUAUAGUUUAAGCUGUGGAUGUUCUGUCUGAAUUAUCAACAGCGAUUAAAAUCUAACCAUUUUAAGCAGUAAAAACCCUUAUUAUUUGGAAAAAUAAUUAUAAGUGACUCAAGAAAUUUUUUUUUUAUAAACUUUUGAUUUGGUUGUUCCAGACUUCAUGACACUAAUGUUAUGUCUUGUGUUUCCAAUCUGUUCAAGACUGAGUUUCAGUCCAUGGGUGAUGUGAGUUGAAGAGGUAUCAGUCCUUCUACAAAAGCAUAAUCAUUUAGAAGCCAUGAGAAAAAAAGGUUUACUUUACAUCCUACUAGCAGGAUUGUAACUGAAAAUUUUAAUCUGAAUACUUCCCAAAGGAGUGUAUGUCCCUAUGGUUGUGGCUGACAGCCAUGUCACCUGCUUGAUCUAAGGUGAGACUGUGUGUGUUCAGAACCUUCUAGGAAAAAUUACCUGUACAAAGAGAUGCUGUUGGUAUUUUCAGGGUGCAGCUACUCUGUCAGUACUGAUAGCUCAGAUGAGCUGUAGACUGAGGUCCUGAGCACUUCAGUCAAAAGGUUAUAGAGUGUGAAUAGGAACAUUUAUCUCUGCACCCUGCUGGAUUUCUGAAUUGAGUAACUUAAUUGAAAUCUGAGCACCAAAAUAUUCCUCAGGUAGCAUCACCCAGUGGAAUCUGGUGUUUGAGCCACAAACCUGCUAGAACUUCCAGCAUCACUGUUACCUUGCUGGAGAGCACUCAGCAGUAGCUCCGUGUCGGUAAAGGAUAUGAUCCUUCUUCUAUGUCCGGGCUUUGGCCUCACACAGUAGGUGUAAUAUAAUCGCUGAGGUGGGCGUUCUGGAAGGAGAAUUAUUUUUGGAGGCUUUUGCAUGAAACUUGUCCAAUGAGUCUGAGACGCCCAAGCACCAUUAAUUUUGGAGGAAAAAGAUGGAGUAUUGCAUGCUGGGAACAAGUGCUUUCCAUAAGGUACAGCAGCAGCUCAUGAUGCCCCGUAAAGCUUUUCUUUCCCAGAAAGAAAAGCAGGCUCGUGCCAGGGAAAGGGAUAUGUUAAAAAAGAGGAGGAGGCGACAAGACUAUCUCAAAAGAAGCGUGGAGCCGCAGAAAAAUGCAGAGACAAUAAAAUGGCACAGGGAUGAUGAGAAGAGGAGAGAAAAUGAGCAAGUUAAGGACAAAGAUAUCAAGAAGCGGUGGAGACAGGAUGAGAGAGAACGGCGAAAGAAUGUGGACGCUAUGAAUUGGCACAGGGAAGAUGAGAAGAGGGAGAAUGAGCGAGAAACUAUGUUCCAACUUCCUGUCAACAACCUUGGCAGUUUAAGAAAAGCCCGGAAAACUGUGAAAAAAAUACUUAGUGACAUUGGUUUGGAAUACUGUAAAGAACAUAUAGAAGAUUUUAAGCAGUUUGAACCUAAUGACUUUUAUUUGAAAAACACUACAUGGGAAGAUGUAGGAUUGUGGGACCCAUCACUUACAAAAAACCAGGACUAUCGGACAAAGCCCUUUUGCUGCAGUGCGUGUCCAUUUUCCUCGAAGUUCUUUUCAGCCUACAAAAGCCACUUCCGGAAUGUUCAUAGUGAAGACUUUGAAAAUAGGAUUCUCCUUAAUUGUCCUUACUGUACUUUCAAUGCGGACAAAAAGACUUUGGAAACGCACAUUAAAAUAUUUCAUGCUCCAAAUGCCAGUACACCAAGUGGAGGCAUCAGCACUUUUAAAGAUAAAAACAAGCAUGAUAGCCUUAAACCUAAGCAGGCUGACAGUGUAGAACAAGCUGUUUAUUACUGUAAGAAGUGCACUUACCGAGAUCCUCUGUAUGAAAUAGUUAGAAAGCACAUUUACAGGGAACAUUUUCAGCAUGUUGCUGCUCCUUACGUAGCAAAGGGAGGUGAAAAGUCACUCAAUGGUGCAGUUCCAUUAAGUUCCAGUACCCGGGAGGAGGGUAGUAUUCACUGCAAACGAUGCCUUUUCAUGCCGAAAUCGUACGAAGCUUUAGUCCAGCACGUUAUCGAAGACCACGAACGUAUAGGAUACCAGGUUACAGCUAUGAUAGGUCACACUAAUGUAGUGGUCCCAAGAUCUAAACCUUUGAUGUUAAUAGCUCCAAAACCACAGGAUAAAAAGCCUAUGGGACUCCCUCAGAGGAUGGGUCCCCUUUCCCCUGGGAGUGUUCGAUCUCUCUCGUCACAGCAGAUGAUGAACAGACUCACCAUACCAAAGCCUACGUUAAAUUCUGCAGGAGCGAAUAUGAUGUCAAAUGUUCACCUGCAACAAAACAAUUACGGAGUCAAAUCAGUACCACCAAGUUACGUUGGUCAGCCAGGGGGAAGGCUAAACUUAAGUGGUAAUUCACCAGUUUCUAUUCCACAGCAAUCACAAACAAUGAAACAGUUUUCAGCAAGUGGAAAUGGAAGGCCUUACACUCUUGGAGGGGAACAGAGAUCACAGGCCUCAGCAAGAUACUCUCUUCAGUCUGCCAAUUCAUCUUCUCUUUCAUCAGCUCAGUUGAAACAGACAUCACUAUCUCAGUCUCAGGCAGCUUCAAGAGCAGUAGGUCAGUCUGGCUCGAAAUCUCCUGUAGCUGCUACAGGUCCUUCCUCUGUCAAUACAUCAUCCACACAGAAGUGGAAAAUUUGUACAAUCUGUAAUGAGCUGUUUCCUGAGAACGUGUAUAGUGUCCACUUUGAAAAGGAGCACAAGGCUGAAAAGGUGCCUGCAGUAGCUAACUAUAUAAUGAAAAUUCACAAUUUCACUAGCAAAUGUCUAUACUGUAAUCGCUAUUUACCCACUGAUACUUUGCUUAAUCAUAUGUUGAUACAUGGUCUGUCUUGUCCAUAUUGCCGGUCCACCUUCAAUGAUGUUGAAAAGAUGGCUGCUCACAUGCGAAUGGUUCAUGUUGAUGAAGAGAUGGGACCUAAAACCGAUUCCACUCUGACUUUUGAUUUGACAUUGCAGCAGGGUAGUCAUACAAAUAUACAUCUUCUUGUAACCACCUACAACCUGAGAGAUGCCCCUGCUGAAUCCGUAGCUUACCAUGCUCAGAAUACUCCCCCAGUUCCACCAAAACCACAGCCAAAAAUCCAGGAGAAGUCUGAUGUACCUGUAAAAAGUUCUCCACAAGCAGCAGUUCCCUACAAAAAAGAUGUGGGAAAAACUCUCUGUCCUCUGUGCUUUUCAAUCCUAAAAGGACCCAUCUCUGAUGCACUUGCACAUCACCUACGGGAGAGGCAUCAAGUAAUUCAGACAGUUCAUCCAGUUGAGAAAAAGUUAACCUACAAAUGCAUCCAUUGCCUCGGUGUGUACACGAGUAACAUGACUGCCUCAACCAUAACACUGCACCUUGUUCAUUGCAGAGGAGUUGGGAAGACUCAGAAUGGCCAGGACAAAGGCACUUCUUCAUCUCGGCUAGGUCAGUCUCCAGCUGUAGCACCUGUAAAACGUACCUAUGAACACAUGGAAUUUUCACUAAUGAAGAAAAGGAAAAUGGAUGAUGAUGACUCCCCCUCUGCCUUUGAGGAGAAGCCUGAAGAACCUGUAGUUCUAGCACUGGACCCCAAGGGUCAUGAAGAUGAUUCCUAUGAAGCCAGGAAAACGUUUCUUACAAAGUAUUUUAAUAAGCAACCAUAUCCCACUAGGAGAGAGAUUGAAAAGCUGGCUGCCAGUCUGUGGCUAUGGAAAUCUGAUAUUGCAUCUCAUUUUAGUAACAAAAGGAAGAAAUGUGUUAGAGAUUGUGAAAAAUACAAACCUGGUGUGCUACUUGGCUUCAAUAUGAAAGAAUUAAACAAGGUUAAACAUGAAAUGGAUUUUGAUGCUGAAUGGCUGUUUGAAAACCAUGAUGAAAAGAAUUCCAGAGUCAAUAUUAGUAAAACUGUUGAUAAAAAAAUAAACUUGGAAAAAGACAAUGAAAGUUCCUCAGACAGCUAUGAAAAUAUAGAAGAGGAAUACAAUGAAAGCAGUAGUCCAUUUGGUCAGCGUAUUUCUGAUGUUGCUGGGAAAACCUCUUCUGAUAGCGUAGUGGAGAACCCAGAAAACAGCAUAUCUAAGGAAAUAAUUGAGGAAAACACAUCGCAGUCUCCAGAGAAAUCUGAACAAAAACAAGAGGAAAGCUCUAAGUAUGAAGAGAUCAUUUCUGCUGAAGAACCAACAAAGCUGGUAGGUGAUGUUUCAGAUAGUGAAGGUGAUCAGGAUGAUCAGGAUGAUGCUGUUGAAUGGAAAGAUGGAGCUUCACAGUCUGAAAGUGGCCCUGGUUCUCAGCAGGUUUCUGAUUUUGAAGAUAAUACAUCAGAAGUAAAACCAGAAGCGUGGACAGAUGAAUCCUCCCAGAGUGAAGAUGCUGGUAGCAGUAAACCAACUGUUGAGACAAAAGGAGGUGGAUCUGAAAGUGAUGAAGAACAGUCCAAGUGGAAGAAUCGUUCCUAUGGAAAAGUAGAUGAGUUUUGGUCUAAGGACCAGUCACAAUGGAAAAAUGCAUCGGAGAUUGAGGAGAGCUUGUCAAAUCAGCAGAUGGAAUGGCAGAAUAGCACAAUUGACAGUGAGGAUGGAGAUCACUUUGACAGUGUGACUGAUGGGGUAGCAGAACCAAUGCACAGCAGCUUAACUGGUGUGGAGCUGAGUAGCCAGCAAGCGUAAGCUGCUGGAUUCAGAGGUGUCAGUAAAAUGAUCCAAUCUACAACUGUCUAAACACUUUCAUUUCAGUAUGACUGCUAAGCUUCAGUUCUAACUGGUACUGCCUUUCAAGUGCUAGGUCAUGGCAUGGGGUGGUUCUGGCCACUGUUAUUCCAGUGGUUACUUAAAGUUGCUGUUGGCUAAUCUUGCUUGAGAGUAUCUGCUGGGAUGAGCGGAGUAACUUAAUGUGAAAACGGAUAAGCUGGUGGCUCCAGAAUGCACAGAGAGAAAAGCAGAGGUUUACUUUAUCUGCAUUUUCAACAUUUAUUUCACUCUUGUACAUGUUCAGUUGUAUGUCUUUUUAAACAUUACCCUUUUUCACAUGGUAGAAGUGUAGGGCCAACCAUACAAGCUACCAGUUCCAACGUGUAUAGUAGACUAUGGGGAAAUUGAUUUUUUUCAUGUAUCAUUCUGAAUAGUUGAAAUGUAUAUUUGUACAGUCUUUUAGACCUAUUCAAGUGAAGCUUAUGAAAUUGUUCUUGUGUACCCAUCAUAGAUUUGUUUCUCUUUUUUUAGUGUUGCCCUGCUGUGUAAUAAAUGCUGUAUCUAGUUUACCUAGCAAAAGCUUGAAACUGCUAUAGUAUGAAUUUUGACAAACUUAGUUUUUGCACAUAACCUUGUACAAUCUCAAAAACAGAGGCCAGCAACAUAAAAAAAUAUAUCUGGACUCUAUUGUAUUAUAGAAUUUUCUUGUUCUGAAUAUCCUUGACAUUACAACUGAUGACAAAUGUAUUUCAGAGCCAUUUUCUGAAAUCUUUUAAGCUAAAAAAGAAAAAUCACAUGCAAGAAACGAGUUUGCAGCUACUAAUUUUGACACCUUUUAGAUCUGUAUAAAAGUGUAUUGUGUUGAAGCAGCACACUGAAACAAAAGUGCUGUGUUUUGGAUAUUUAGUUUUAUCUUUAGUUAACACCAGCAAGGUGUUGUAUUCAUUUAUACCAUCUAAUAUAUGACACACUGUUGUAGUAUGUAUAAUUUUGUGAUCUUUAUUUCCCUUUGUAUUCUUCAUUUAAGCAUCUAAAUAAAUUGCUGUAUUGUGCUUAAUGUAAA